CAGCAGAAAACAAAGACUGUGGUUCUGUCCAGGGUGCUACCAGCCUCACGGGAUCUUGGUGGAGCUCUCCAAGGUCCUGGGUUGGCCUCUGGUGCAAAAGUUUAACCCUGCUACAACACAGUGCCGGCCCCCAAGGGCAAGGAGAACAAACUGCACACCUAGAAACACUCCUGGGAAACGGGGCGCAGGGCUCGGCAGUGAGCGACGAUCCAGUCCAGUCGCCCCGCAAUGCCUCUCGCUCGGCUCUCAUUCUUGCCUUCUACCGGAGCAAGAAGACCCGCGAGCGCGAGCGAUGACGCACUUCCGGCUGCGCCGCGGCCGCGCCGUUGCCGAGCUCCAGCCCUUCCUUGAGAGGGAGACCAGGUGACGACCACCAUGCUCCUGACUGCCUGGCCCCAGGGCCCGAGCCAUGGAAUUGGCCCUAGGGCAGCGGGAACCUGUUGUUUCAGAAGUCGGUGACCUUCGAGGAUGUAGCUGUGUACUUCACCCAGACGGAAUGGGAUGACCUAUCUCCUGCCCAGAGGGCCCUGUACAGGGACGUGAUGCUGGAGAAUUAUGGCAAUGUGGCAUCCCUGGGGUUUCCACUUCUCAAACCUGCUAUGAUCUCACAGCUGGAGGGAGGAGGUGAACUGGGGGGCCCAUCCCCUCCAGCCCCUGGAGCAGGAGCACGCCCCCAGAACUCCUGGACUGUAGAUACUGGUAUCCAGACUGGCAGUCAGUUGACAAAGGACAGACACAGUGAGAAGGAUGGCACAUCCUUUAUGUGUCACAAAGUCUGCUCCCAGGAAACAGACGUCUCAGAAGUUCUUACUCCAGAGCCUCCACAGGAAGUCCACUCGGUGGGAAAUGCGAAGGUGGAAAAGAGCAGUGCCCUUGCUGGGACAGUGAAAGAGGAGGCAGACCCUGUAGAGGAGGGUUUCUCUCACCUGAGUCCAGGCAUGAGCGGGUGUCUUAGCCCCUGCACAGAAGGGCAGUCCCCUGUGUGUCCAGGAUGGAGGAAUGCCUUCAGCUUUGAUGUACAGCUUGUUACACAUGAGACAGUCAGUUCUGUGGGAAGACCUCCAAAACAUGAAGAAUCUGCAGAAACCUUUACCUGUGACUCUCGCUUUAAUCAGCCUCAAGAAAGCAGCACCGAGGAGAAGGCAUGUCAUCAGUGUGUGGAGUGUGGCCAAGGCCUCAGUGUUAAUGUAAAACUAGUCAGGCUUCACAGAGGGGAGUGCGGGAAAAGCUUCAGCUACAGCUCCCACUACGUCACGCACCAGACCGUUCACAGUGGGGAGAAGCCCUACCAGUGUAAGGUGUGCGGGAAGGCCUUCAGCAUUAAUGGGAGUCUGAGCAGGCACCAGAGGAUCCACAGUGCAGAGAAGCCCUAUCAGUGCAAGGAUUGUGGGGAUGGCUUUAGCUGUAGAUCCACCUUUAUCACCCACCAGAGGGUCCACACUGGGGAGAAACCUUACGAGUGUACGGAUUGUGGGAAAGCAUUCACCGUUAAUGCCAAGCUCAUCCAGCAUCAGAGACUCCACACUGGAGAGAAACCCUAUGAAUGCAGUGAGUGCGGGAAGGGCUUCCGGUGCAGCUCCCAGCUGAGGCAGCAUCAGAGCGUCCACACGGGAGAGAAGCCCUGCCGGUGUCAAGAGUGUGGCAAGGCCUUCAGCAGUAAUGCCAGACUCGUCCAGCACCAGAGAGUCCACAAGGGCAAGAAGCCCUACACUUGCCCUGAGUGUGGAAAAGCCUUCAGCGUCAAAGGGAAGUUAGUCCAACAUCAGAGGAUCCACACGGGGGAGAAGCCCUAUGCAUGCAGCGAGUGUGGGAAAGCCUUCAGAUGUAGCUCCCAACUUCGUCAGCACGUGAGGAGCCACACAGGGGAGAAGCCGUAUGAAUGUAGGGAGUGUGGGAAGGCCUUCAGUGUUAAUGCAAAGCUGACACAACAUCACAGGAUCCACACCGGCGAGAAACCCUUCCAGUGCAGUGAGUGUGGGAAAUGCUUUACUGCCAAAAGAAACCUUCUUGAUCAUCAGCGGAUCCACACAGGAGAGAAGCCUUACCAGUGUAAAGAGUGUGGGAAGGCCUUCAGCAUCAAUGCCAAGUUAACCAGGCACCAGAGAGUGCACAGUGGCGAGAAGCCAUUCAAAUGCACACAGUGUGAGAGAGCCUUCAGCUGUAGUUCUGAUUACAUUGUGCAUCAGCGGAUCCACACUGGCGAGAAGCCUUUUCAAUGCCAGCAGUGUGGGAAAGCCUUUCACGUCAAUGCCCACUUAAUCCGGCAUCAGAGAAGCCACACUGGGGAGAAGCCCUACAGGUGCGUGGAGUGUGGCAAAGGCUUCAGCUUCAGUUCUGACUGUCUUAUACACCAGACUGUCCAUACUUGGAAGAAGCCCUAUUUGUGUAAUGUGUGUGGGAGAGCCUUCAGGUUUGGAUUCCAACUUAGCCAGCAUCAGAGGGUACACAGUGAAGGAAAAGCCUAGCAGUAAGGAAGGUGUGGGGUACUGCCAGGGCUGGUGCCAUGCUGGGUCAGAUAGGAGCUUCACUCUGGUGGGAAACGCAAGAGAAAUGAGGGCAAUAGUCUUCUGUGGAAAUGUUUUUGUUCUGUUUUAUUCGUUUUUUAAUCAGGAAUGGAUGACCAAUUAAAAAGUCACUUAUUUUAAAAUACCAACAACCAAUUAGAAAGUAUCAUGGAGGAAAAUAGCCUAUUCCCAGCAGCAUCACACGAAGUUGAUUUUCUAGAAAUGGGAAAUUGUUUCGCAGGACCUCAAUGGAGAAAAUUACAGGCCACCAGAGAGUCGAAUAAAUAUGUGGGGAGAAGCCUUGUUCUUAAAUCAAAAAAUACAUAUAAUAAAGAUAUUCACUUUACGUUAAUUUCUGUUUAAUUUUUGACACCAAGCAUGCAU
Molecule: messenger RNA, 2888 nt
Organism: Ochotona princeps (American pika)
Lineage: Eukaryota; Metazoa; Chordata; Mammalia; Lagomorpha; Ochotonidae
Gene: ZNF23
Product: zinc finger protein 23
Exons: 6
Coding region: 543-2465 (640 amino acids)
Biological process (GO): regulation of transcription by RNA polymerase II
Molecular function (GO): RNA polymerase II cis-regulatory region sequence-specific DNA binding; DNA-binding transcription factor activity
Source: RefSeq, a predicted model, not a curated record